Molecule: messenger RNA, 930 nt
Organism: Conger conger (European conger)
Lineage: Eukaryota; Metazoa; Chordata; Actinopteri; Anguilliformes; Congridae
Product: olfactory receptor 4B13-like
Exons: 1
Coding region: 1-930 (309 amino acids)
Biological process (GO): G protein-coupled receptor signaling pathway
Cellular component (GO): membrane
Molecular function (GO): olfactory receptor activity; G protein-coupled receptor activity
Source: RefSeq, a predicted model, not a curated record
AUGGACAAUUCAACUGAAAUAGUAUUUGUUCUACACGGACUGAACGAGACGAUGUCAAACAAACGCACAUACUUUGUCGUCACUCUUCUCGUUUACCUUUUUACAAUUCUAGUGAAUCUGACUUUGAUUGCGACAAUUAUUUUGGAGAAGACGCUCCAUGAGCCCAUGUUUUUUUUUCUGUGUAACUUGUGUGUAAAUGGGAUAUUUGGUGCGUCUACAUUUUAUCCAAAAAUAUUGGUGGACCUUUUAUCCGUCUUGAAUGUUACUGCGUAUAAAGCUUGCCUAGCUCAAAUUUUUGUAAUAUACAGCUAUGUAUUUUGCGAAUAUACUACGUUAGCUGUGAUGGCUUAUGACAGGUAUGUCGCGAUAUGCAAGCCGCUCAAUUACCACUCCAUCAUCACGCAUCGGAAGGUCGGGAAUUUGUUGUUUUUCACGUGGCUGUUUUCCAUUUCUGAAACAGUUAUUUUAGUGGGCUUGACAGUCAGACUACCCCUCUGUGGAUUUAAUAUCGACAAGCUUUAUUGCAUAAACUGGGCAGUGGUAAAGCUGUCAUGUGUAGAUACCACUAUCAACAACAUAUACGGGUACAUUCUUAUGCUUUUUCACGUUGCACAAGCAGUGGUGAUCUUGGUUUCCUAUAUUAAUAUCGUCAGAAUAUCAAUGAGAUCACAGGAAGGACGGAAUAAGUUCAUGCAGACCUGUUUGCCCCAUUUAAUAUCAUUGACUAAUUUCACGAUCGCACUCGUUUUUGACAUCAUGUACGCUCGCUAUGGCUCCCGCAGCCGUUUACAGGCUCUCCGCAAUUUCAUGUCCCUGGAAUAUCUCGUUGUGCCACCGCUUCUGAACCCCCUCAUCUAUGGUCUGAAUCUGAACCAGAUCCGCCGGAGAGUCUUUAGAGUUUGCAGCCAGAAAAUACAAAAUCUAAAGUGA